Sphenostylis stenocarpa is the source of this 2292-nucleotide messenger RNA. The record is from the annotation of a GenBank genome assembly. NCBI's taxonomy places the organism in Eukaryota, Viridiplantae, Streptophyta, Magnoliopsida, Fabales, Fabaceae.
AUGGGUGACGAAGAACUAGUAAAUGAAGUUUCCAAGACCGAUUCAAAUGGAAAGAGCUUGCAGGAGAAAACUUUGGAUGUAAUUACCGAGAAAAAGGACUUGGAAACUGGUGGAGGAAAAGUCUUGGAGAACAAUGGAAUCAAGGAGAAUAUUAUCAAAGAAAAUAAUGAUAACAAAGCUGAUGGUGUGGAAAAGGUAGAAGGGGACAGGAAAAUUGUUGUUGUGGAAGAAGCAAAAGUGGAUAAGAAAGAAGAUGGGGUGAUACAAGCAAAAGAGAAUCAGAAAGAUGGAGUUGAAGAAGCAAAAGAAGAUAAGAAAGAAGAUGGGCUCGAAAAAGUAAAAGAGAAUAAGAAAGAAGAUGGAGUGGAAGAAGUAAAAGAGAAUAAGGAAGAAGAUGGAGCGGAAGAUAUAAAAGAGGAUAAGGAUGUUGAUGGUGCAAAAGUAAAGGAGGGUAAGGAAGUGCAUGAGGUCAAAGAAGUCAAGGAGGAUAAGGAAGUUGAUGAUGUGAAACAAGUAGUAGAAGAUAAAAACGGUAAUGACGUGAAAGAUAUGGGGGAGGAUAAGAAAGCUGAUCUUAUUUCUGAGAAUGAAAACAUGGAUGAAGACACUAAGGUUAAGGAAGUAACGGACGGUAAACAAGAAAUUGAAGAAGUGAAAGCUGAUGAACCAGAAGCGGAGGCUAUGGAAGUAGAGGGUGGCAUUAAGGAGAAGGAGGAGAGCGAUGAAAAGGAGCAAAUUGAAGUGGCAGUACAGGAAGAUGAAGACAAGGAUAAGGAUAAUAUUGAUAAAUCAAAAGAAGAGAAGGCAGAAGAUAGUAAGGGUAAAAAACGUGGCAGAGGGAAGAAGAAUGGGGAGAAAGUGAAAGAGAAAAGAAAGGAACCAAAGAAAAUUGAGCCAAGGACUCCUACUAUUGAUCGCCCUGUGCGGGAACGGAAAUCCGUUGAGAGGUUGGUAGCAUCAAUUGAUAAAGAUGCAACCAAAGAAUUUCACAUUGAAAAGGGUCGUGGUACACCUUUAAAAGAUAUACCAAAUGUGGCUUUUAAGUUGUCUAGAAGGAAAACUGAUGAUACCUUCAAAUUGCUCCACACAAUUCUCUUUGGAAGAAGAGGGAAGGCAAUUCAGAUCAAGAGUAACAUAUCAAGGUUUUCUGGUUUCGUGUGGCGUGAUAACGAGGAAAAACAAAUGAUUAAAGUAAAAGAAAAACUUGACAAGUGUAAUAAAGAGAAGUUACUGGAAUUCUGUGAUUUGCUUGACUUAACAAUUGCCAGGGCAACAACAAGGAAGGAAGAUGUUAUUGCUUCGCUGAUAGACUUUUUAGGUGCCCCUCAUGCAACCACCACCGAGUUACUUGCAGAAAAAGACAAGCCCAAGAAGGGGAAAAAGCGGAAGCGUGACGUAAAACAGGGUUCAUCAAGAUCUGGGACAAGGUCUAGGCGUUCUGCAAAGAGUCUGAAGAAAAAUGAAGAUUCUUCAGUAGUGCAGAGAAAGAGUACAACUGACACAGAAGAAGAGUCAGAGGAAGACGAGAAAGAUUAUGAAAAUGAGGAGGAAAAUGAAAAUGGUGUUCCUGACAAAUCUGAGGAUGAAACACCAGAGAAAUCUGAAAGCGAAGACAAAAGUGAUUCUGGGAGUGAAUCUGAAGAUAUGAAAGAAAAGAAAAAACCAUUUAAAACGACAUCUGCAAAGAAGGAAUCUGCUAAGAAAAGUAAAGUUGAGAAAGUUUCAGUUGCCAAUAAAUCUCGCUCACCACCAAAAAGAGCACCUAAGAAACCUUUGUCCAACAUCUCGAAUUCUGAGGAUGACAGUGAAGAAAGUCCAAUUCCAAAGGUCUUCUCAAGGAAGAAAAAAAAUGAGAAAGGAGGAAAGCAGAAGACUGAUGAUGAUAGCAAUGAAAGCCCAAAUCCAAAGGUUUUCUCGAGGAAGAAGACCAAUGAGAAAAGAGAAGUGCAGAAGAGGUCAACACCUACUAAGUCUGCCUCCAAAGAGAAAAAUGAAGAGUUUACUAGAGGAAAGGGCAAGAAAAAAGAGAAGUCUAGCCCCAGCAAUUCCCAGUUACGUGAUGCAAUAUGUGAAAUUCUUAAAGAAGUGGACUUCAAUACGGCCACUUUUACUGACAUUCUGAAGCAACUUGCUAAGCAAUAUGACAUGGAUCUCGCCCCAAGAAAGGCAUCUAUAAAGCUCAUGAUUCAGGAAGAGCUGACUAAAUUAGCUGAUGAGGCAGAUGACGAAGACGGGAAAGAGGUUGCUGGGAAAGAUAAAACCCCAACAUCAGGCAAGAAGGUUAAAGCCUAA